CUGGUCUCUAUUUGUUUUUUAGGCAUUUAUUACUAGAGUUUCAGAGAAGUUCAACUUGUUCUCUGAAAUUGAAAUUAUUAAAUUCUUAUUAAAAUGAGGCAAUAUGGUCCUAAGCAUUUAAUAUGGAUAUUAAUUAUAUCCGGCAUUCUUAUAAAAGCCGAAGACGUUGGAGAUGAAUGCACCCCAAAUAACCAGAUAUCUGAAGGUAUCUGUACUCUGGUGAAUGAUUGUCCUCAGGCUGUAAUGGCAAUAAAAAAUAAAAGGUUUCAACCAUUUCAAAGAUGUGGAUUCAGAGGAUUUCAGGAGAUAGUUUGUUGCCCUACAACUGUGGACAAAUUUGGUCAAACAGAGAAAACAAGAACUAUUAAACGAAUUGCUGAACGAGAAUGUGACAAAAUCAUAUCUUCAACUGUACCUCCGCUCGACCUGUAUAUACUUGGCGGGGAAGCUGCAUCGAUGGGAGAAUUUCCUUACAUGGUUGCUGUUGGCUUCGACCGUGGUAAUGGUUACGAAUUCGAUUGCGGAGGUUCGUUGCUAUCCAACCUGUAUGUACUGACAGCUGCGCACUGCGUCGACACAUUGGAUCGGUAUUUUUAUAUUUCAUAAUAAUAUACUGCUUAGUAUGUGAAUUUCUUAGUUCGCCAUGAUGGACCAAAUCUGAAACUAUUAGGAACUGUGAAAAAGUCCAUCUCCGCAUUUAUAUAUUGAUAAUAUGUUUUGUAUUCGAGUUUUUAAAUCCUGUUGAAAUU
Messenger RNA from Bombyx mandarina (wild silkworm), 749 nucleotides. Its product is annotated as venom protease. Gene Ontology annotation, biological process: proteolysis. Gene Ontology annotation, molecular function: serine-type endopeptidase activity. The record is from RefSeq and is a predicted model, not a curated record. Lineage: Eukaryota; Metazoa; Arthropoda; Insecta; Lepidoptera; Bombycidae.